UAUACAGUAAAUGUGAAAACUCGCCCAUGUAUAUUGAUAAUAAUGGAUAAAAAGAAACCGCUUCUUGUGUGUGUACACGCAUUGUGCAUGUUGUCUGUAAUUUCUGCACAGCAGACCGAUGGCCGAUGGCAAUCGAACGGUCCGUCCGUCUCGGAUAUCCUGCGGCAGAGCAGCAUUUUGGAGUCGGCUGUCAUGGACCUCUCUUCUGCCGCCGGCGAGUCUGUCAGUGGAUUUCCAGGCGCCCAUGGAGACAUCGGUCAUCGUGGACAUGCAUCUGGUUCAGGUUUUGGUCAGACUCCUAACGUUCAGCAAGGAGCCGUUGGUGGCCACCGCGCGCAUGAGUCACUUGGAAAUGCUCUGAUACAGCCGACAGGACCGCACGUGGAUCUCCCAGGGGAACACGGAAAUAAUAACCCGUUCGCAGUCGUCCACCGUGGCUCACAUCCGAUGACAUCAAGUGUCAACACAGCGGGUAGCGCGCUUGAAAAUGAACCCAGAUUCUUUCACGGACGAAACGUGCACCAUGGUACAUCGAAUUCCGGUAGCGACACAUUCGUUGAUCUUGUUUCUCUCGGGAAACCGAAUACACCAGCCAGUUUUCCACGUCUAAAUGACAUUUCGUCCAAGUCCCAAGAUGCGAGCAAUUCGCCGUUUCCAACUCUUGCAGAGGUAGAAGCCGAACUGAUGGCCAAGAGUGCGGCCGUCGCCCAUAGGGACGGAUUUCUCAACCCAGGUGAUGGAUUUGCUGUUACUGACGUAAUUGGUGAGACAUCAGGCGGGUCGCCAGUUCGAGACGUCCAUAUUGACAUGCCAGGACAGCACGGUAAUCAGGGGGGGCAGCCCGUCGUGCACAGAGAAGGUGGAGCUCAAUUAGGGAUCGGCCACGGUGACCUGCCUGGGCAACAUGGUAACGCUGGUGAGGCUAGCCGAGUGCCGCACCAAAUUGGGUCCGCCUUCCAUCAAGGAACGGGCGAUGUGCACAUUGACCUUCCCGGACAACACGGAAACACCGCCGGCUCUCCAGUUGUUCACAGGGAUGGGUCCGGCCACGGGGGUAUACCUAAUAACGGAGCGCGACAUGGUGGAAGCGUUCAUAUUGAUCUUCCCGGACAACACGGAAACACGGCAAAUAUGCCUGUCGUCCAUAGGGAGUCUGGAGUGCCACAUGGAAAUGUACACGUCGACCUACCUGGUCAGCACGGGAACAUGGAGACUGCUCCGGUCGUGCACCGGGAAGGGUUCCAGCCCGGAGGAAUUCUUCAGCAGGGAACCACGCUACCCCUUGGAAACGUGCACGUCGAUCUUCCGGGUCAGCAUGGGAACCAGGGUAUACAUCCACUCGUCCACAGGGAGGGUUUAGACACCGGCGUGGUACCCAAUCCCCAGAUGCACCACGGGACACCGGUAAAUGCACAUGUCGACCUUCCGGGCCAGCACGGGAACCCAUCCAAUACACCAGUCGUACAUAGAGAAAAUCCCAGCGGCAAUCCAAAUUCGGCUAUACCACUUGGUAGCUUCCAUAUAGACCUUCCGGGUCAGCAUGGAAACACGGCAGACGAGCCCAUUGUGCACAGAGAAGGAUUCCAUCAGAGUGGAAUGCAACCUGGAGUUUCGCUCAGUGACGUACAUGUAGAUCUUCCAGGUCAACACGGAAACGCUGUCGACUUUCCUGUUGUACACAGAGAGGGUGUAUCGCAAUCUGGUGGUUUACAGCCCGUUCCUCAUCUCGGUGACGUCCAUGUAGAUAUCCCUGGUCAACACGGAAACCAGGAAGGCGUUCCAAUUAUACACAGAGAGGGAGUAGGGCCGCCCACAGGCGGUUUUCAGCCUGGACGUCCGCUCGAUGGCGUUCAUGUAGAUCUUCCCGGUCAACACGGAAACCAAGGCAAUGUACCCGUUGUACACAGAGAGGAAGUGUCUCCAUCAGGUGGUUUACAUCCCGGAGUCCAUCUCGGUGACGUCCAUGUAGAUAUCCCUGGUCAACACGGAAACCAGGAAGGCGUUCCUAUUAUACACAGAGAGGGAGUAGGACCACCGACAGGCGGUUUUCAGCCUGGACGUCCGCUCGAUGGCGUUCAUGUAGAUCUUCCCGGUCAACACGUAAACCAGGAUGGAGUUCCUGUCGUGCAUAGAGAAGGAGUUUUGCCACCUGGUGUUCACGGGCCGCCGAUCCAUUUGCCUCCAGGUGGCGUUCACGGUGGAGGGCCGAACCAACACACCGGAAACUCUCCGGACCUCCAUUUAGACCGCUCUGUCCCUCACAUUGACGGACCUGGUCAACACGGAAACCCUUUGAAUGAGGACGCUGUUCACAUUCCUGACCGAGCCCCACCCUCAGGCAACCUGAAUCCAGCGCGCAGGUUUCCGUUUGGCCCUGUUGUUGGGACGGGAGUAUUCCUAGGAACGCCCAAUGUACCAGUCAGACCGAGAGGAGGUAGAGAUGGAACAGUGAGAAUCGUGCACGAUGGCAGAAAUAUUCUUGAUCAUGUGCAUCCGGAUGGAACAAGAUCAACAGGUUUAGGGGUCGUUGGUCAUGACAACGUAUUGAUGGGGCCUGGAAGAUGGCGCAUGCGAGGCCGCGGUCGAGGCCGCGGUCGUCGGUUUCGUGGUGGUAGAGGACGCCAUAUUGGACACAGCAUCUUGCCCACACCAACAGAUACGUCGCCAGUCACUGGUUCCGAUGGUGUCAGAUUGAUAGGCGUCGGGGGAAGCUCAAACCCACUGGCAUCGCUAAUGCGCUCCGUCCUGACUGGCGGAAAUGCAGGUGGUGGUUUGAUGGGCUCGCUUAGGCAGACAGCCUCUGGAGCCCGCGGUUUGCAGCGGGGGUAUCCGCCCAACCGCGGGUCGGGCAUGGUCAUGGUGAGGGGGUCGGGAAACCCAAUAGGCGAUCUCUUACAGUCUGUACUUGGAAGUGUGCUGGGAAAGCGAUAGGACUUAACAUGUCAAGUGUUACUAAUGUAUGUCAUUUAGAAAUCCUUCAUUAUAUAUACCUCAUACUAUAUAUAUAUAUAUAAAGUAUAGUUGAAUAAUUAUUAUAAUGGUGCACUUUUUGUAAAUUGAUAGAAUUUAUAAUGAUCAUAUUGCUUUUCACUUACUGUAGAAUUUUGAUAUGCAACCUACAGGAUCUGCGUAUCACACAAAUGAAUACCAGUACCUACUACAUGUAAUACAAAAACAAGCAGAUAAAGUUUAGUCAUGACGUCAUAUAAACUUGAUUUGAUUUUAAAUCACCAAAAAAGACGUGAAAUCUACCAUUCGGAACUCCUCGGCCAUUUUAUCGAAAACAACCUCGGAUGUAUUUGGACGGUUUACAUACUCAAAAAAUGGUACGUUAAAGUCCGCUGCAAGUAGAUCGCGUAGUAAUUUUAUUUAGCAUGCAAACUUUAUGACUUAACUCUUGAGAAUCUUAAUGAUGUUUGCAAUAAUUUACUUCAUUGGCAAUCAAUUUAAACUUAGAUCAAUAAAUGCAACUCUAAAACACUACAUUUAAUAAAUGAUAUAAUUCAAAAAAUUACGAACUACUUAAACUGAUGUACCGGCAUACAUCCGAGGUUGUUUUCGAUAAAAUGGCCGAGGAGUUCCGAAUGGAAAUCUACAGGAUGUGCAAACAACCAAAUAGUUAAAUGUGUUUAAUGUGUUUCCUAAGAUAUUAGUAAGCAAGAUUUAAUUAAAGAACGAACAAUAUGUCAUGACAAUUACUAAAAGUUAAAAGUAAUUGUCAUGACAUAUUGUACGUUCAUUAUGUUGAAUAUUGUAUGAUCAGUGAUAAGCCUGUCACGAUGUUUGUGCAAUUAAACGUAUGGAAACUAUUAAAGUUUUAUUAUUUUAUUGUCCAAUCUUGAACACGCACAUCUCACCGGUCACGUGGCCACAUCAUCGCAAGCUUGAAAAUGAUAUAGAUAUAAUUGAAAAAAGCACACUAUAUGUUAUGAAAAAAAAUGAAACUGUGUUCGAUUCGAACUUGUUUCUACGUGGAAAUGGAAUACAUUAAUCAGUUAGCCUAUCUUAUGAUUGCAAAUGAAUACUUUUUAUCUGUAUAUUUGAAAAACAAUAACGAUUCCAGAAAUAAAAUGACGACUAGGGUGUAUACAUAUGUUUGAACUUGUAUAGCAGUUGUUAUUUCAACAUUAAAAUACGAUUUUCUGUA
Molecule: messenger RNA, 4147 nt
Organism: Mya arenaria
Lineage: Eukaryota; Metazoa; Mollusca; Bivalvia; Myida; Myidae
Product: hornerin-like
Exons: 2
Coding region: 43-2931 (962 amino acids)
Source: RefSeq, a predicted model, not a curated record